GAGGCGCAAACAGAACAAACAAAACUGCUAGAUUUGUCAAUGCAGGGAUUGAAUGACGAGCAAAUGGGAAAUUUGUUUUUGUUAGCCGAAGUAGCCGCUAAAAUGCCGAAAGUCGAAGUAGUCACUAAAAAUGCAGACGAAUUUGACAGUCAAAAUUUAACAGUCAAAGAAGAGAGCGUCAAACGAAAUAGUGUAGGGGAACUCGCACGGAAGAAAAGGGAAAGGAAGAAAUUGCUGUGUGAUUUGUGUGAAAAGAUACCACAUAUGAAAAACCAUAAGAUGGCUCAUACCGGGGAAAAGCGGUACAGUUGUCCGACAUGCGACAAAAGUUUCUCUCGAUUAUACAACAGGGAUGUGCAUAUGAGAAUUCAUACCAAAGAGAAACCGUACAUUUGUCCGAGAUGCAAUAAAAGUUUCAGACUAAAACAACAUUUGCAAGGUCACCUAGUAACUCAUGACAGGAAUGAAUGA
This is a messenger RNA of Loa loa (African eye worm), 471 nucleotides long. RefSeq names its product zinc finger protein. The transcript has a single exon. The record is from RefSeq and is a predicted model, not a curated record. The annotation marks the transcript as partial. Gene Ontology annotation, molecular function: DNA-binding transcription factor activity, RNA polymerase II-specific; RNA polymerase II cis-regulatory region sequence-specific DNA binding. Lineage: Eukaryota; Metazoa; Nematoda; Chromadorea; Rhabditida; Onchocercidae.